CUGGCAGCCCGUGGGUGAAGACUGUGCUGAGCCAGGCUGUGCCCCUGUGGUCUGUGGAGGUCCAAGGUGAAGCAGACACCCACUUGGAACACUUGGAGACCCCCAAGCCAAAAGUGGGUGUCCAAAGGAGUCUGGGACCCUAUGGGAAGCCUGUGCUGGAGGAUGCUCCUGGCAGGACCUGUGGAGCAUGGAGAGAAGCCUGGGCUGAAGCAUGUCUUCUGCCAGGACAUGUGACCCCACAGGGGACCCCUGCUGGAGCAGUGUGUUCCUAAAGGACUGUACCCUGUGGAUGAGACCCAUGCUGGAGCAGUGGCUUCAUGAAUUGAGCCCAUGGGAAGGACUCAUGUUGGAGAAGUUAAUGGAGGAUAAUCUCCCAUGGGAGAUUCCCCCUGCUGAAGAAGGGAGAAAGUUGUUUCUCACUGUCCUACUCUGAUUUGAUUGGUUAUAAAUUAAAUUAUAAACAAAUUCAACUUGCGGGUCAAGAUUGUUUUUUCUGUGACAGUAGUUGGUGACUGAUGACCCUGUCCUUAGCUUGACCCAAGAGCCUUUCAUUGUAUUUUCUCUGCCCUGUCCAGUUGAGGAGUGGAAGUGAUGGGAAUGUCUUUGGUGGACACAUGGUGUUGAGCCAAGGUCAACCCACCACAAAAUUAUAACUAUUAUAUGAAAUUUCUGGAAAAAACAGAACAGCUAGCAAUUUGAUAGUAGAAGACAUCUGGUUGUUUCCAGCCAAAGCUUUUCAAGUGAUAGCAAAUACUUUAAAAAUUGACAGGGAAGAAUCUAAAUAAAUAUCUUGUCUUGGAGAUUGCAAUAGGAGUUCAGAGAUGCUUAAGAAGGUGGGGUUCUGUUUAACUGGGGUGCAGUGUUGCAUCUUGACAGCUCUUGUUCCCAAAAGUUUUGGUGGGGCCAAAAGUUUUCAAAUAUUCAGCUAUCCCACAAACUUUUCAUCUGUAUUAAGUACUAAUCCUUAAUGAUAUGCUGGCAUUAUGGCUUUUUUAGCUCCUACAUUGUCUCAGUAUAUGCUGCCUGACCACUGUUGCCAUUUUCUGCCCUUUGCAUAUUCAUAAUGAAACUGUAGGAUCACUUUGUGCAAUCACAGAGUUUUCCUCAAGAAUAACUGAAGAGCAUGUUCAUUUUACUAAAGUUGAAUGAGGGAAACAUUAGUUGGGUGAGUAAUACUGUACUUUUGUCCAUGUGGGCAAACCAGUUUUUCUCGUUCAGUGGUAACCAGCAUAAUGUAAAAUAUGUGUAUUUGGGUCACAGUUUCUUUGUUUCAUUUCUAAGCUAGUAUUUUGGGAGGAUUGUUUUAAGUUUUCCUGUGCUGCUUAUAAUGAUCUUGAAAUUUCAAAUUCUGAAACCUUUAUGAAACCAACUUCGGGAAAGCUAGCAGAAAAUUCCAUUAUUCAGCAUCUGAAGGCCUUUUAUUUUGGUUUUUCCUUUAUGAAAGUUAAGUGCUGGUUGUUUUCUCAGCAGAUAUGUGCAGAUGUCACAGUAUGCUUAAGUGCAGUUUAGUGCAGACAGGUGACCUGGUGGGGACUUUAACUGUACUAUUUAGUAGCAUAGUCCUAGUUAUAUCAGUAUUUCUGAAAACUGAAUGUCCAUAAGCACAUUCCUUGAGAAAUUUUUGCUUGCUGAAGCUUUUUUCUGCUUUUUUCUGCAUGUUUUGCUAAAAGCCUAAAUACUGUGACUCUAACAGACCUAUGUAUCUGCUAAUUAGUGAGUGCCAUCAGUAUCUGGACAAAAAUAAUUAAAGUCUUUUAAUAAAAUUGCUGCUUGUCAGUUGAUCACAGUUUUUCCUUGGUGUGUGCAGAAAUAAGUUGUAGAGAUGCAAGCAGUCUCUGCUUUCCAUGCUCAGAUGCCCUUUAGAUGUGUCAAAUGCUAAGUAGUGUGACCCAUUGUACUGUUUCAAGAUAGGCUUUCAAAUGCUUGGUCAGAAUUGUGUGAUACAGACAUGGCUUUGAGUGUCCUGGCCUUUAGGGAUGCUUGAGAUGUUAUAAGUCUCAUGUAAUGCCUGUAUUUUCAAUUAAUGUGUUGAGAAGAGAUAGAAUUUUGCUUUUUGAAUGGAUGUAGUAACUGGAAAAUGAGUAAAAUUUAAAUGAAUAGCACUAAUUUUCAUAGUAUCUUGGUUUUCUUCUUUUGUUUUCAUUUGUUUUGGUACCUGUUCCAUUGAGCUUUAAAUCUGAUGGGUUAAACCCACUCUCACUGAUGUCCACGGGGACACUGAGCCAUUGGCCACUACUCUCUGGAAGCAACCAACAGCUCAGUGUCCCAAAGGACGUUGGUGACAAAUGGUCCCCUCAGGUGUCUGUGCUAUUGAAUGUCUUCAUUAAUGACACAGUUAAUGGGAUCAGGUGCACCCUCAGCUAAUUUGCUGGUGACACCCUCUGCUCUGCAGAGACCCCACCCACAGUGCUGCAUCCAGCUCUGGGGUCCCCAGCACAGGAAGGACACAGACUUCUUAUCCUGCUCUUCUUAUCCAGAGGAGGGCCGUGAAGAUGAUUAGGGGCUGGAGCACCCCUCCUGUAAGGAAAGGCUGAAAGAAUUGGGAUCGUUCAGCCAGGAGAAACCUCCGGGUAGACCUUACUGCAGGCUUCACUACUCACAGGGACAGUACAAGGGGUAAUGACUUAAGCUGAAGGAUUCUAUUUAGAUUAGACAUAUGGAAGAAAUGUUUUACAGUGAGGGGGUGAAACACUGUAACAGGUUGCCCGGAGAGGUGGUAAAUGCCCCAUCCCUGGAAGUGUUCAAGGUCAGGUUGAGUGGGGCAUCGAACAACGUGGUCUAGUUGAAGAUAUCUCUGCUCAUUGCAGGGGGUCGUUGGACUAAAUGAACUUUAAAAGCUCUCUUCCAACCCAAGCUAUUCUAUGAUUCUAUGAAAAUGGUAUUUUUUUGUGCAGGUAUGAUGCAUUUCCAGUAGCAGAAGCACUUGCUCAGGCAGGUCUUUGUAUUCAGUCUCACAGACAAAAAAACCCUUUCUGACUGUUUUCUGAAGGUAUCACACCCAACCUUUCUUCAGCUGCCAUUCUACUGUUGAUCAGGCUGUGAGAAAGAAGUAGAUGAAAGAGCUGCAUGCUGGGUGUUUGAGUUUUAGUGUGGGUUGGGGUCAAACAUAAAUAGCUGUAUUUAUAGAGGAAAGAGGGAGAGCUGCACUGAACUGAUUAUACUUGUAAAUGCACUGGAGUUUUACCUAGAGCACUGAAACAAAAUGGGUGCUUGUUUUGGAAUAGAUUUAAUUAAAGUUUUGUUCAAAGGCUUUUUAAAAAACCUGUUAAAUCAGUUAGGGAGCCACUGAUUUAGAGGGAACUGAUUAAGGACAUACUGUUGGUUUCCUCAGCUUUUCUUUGUUGAUGUUUCUACAAAUGUUCAGACUCCUUGUACUUUUAAGAGUUGCCUCAUCACACACUGAUAGAGUGGCUGGAAUGUCUGUAGCUGGAUAUUCUGAAGCAUAUCUGGACUUCUACAAAAUUGGAUUGUGUUUAUCCCUCUUAGUUGCUAACCUAGCCUUAGUUAGGUUUGGUAUUAUUUUAAUACACACUGAAGUUUGGAAUACAUUGCUUUUUGUAAGUGCAAAGAUAUCAUUUUUGUCUUGACAGGCUGUUAAUAUCAGCUAGUCAGCUUCCCUACAACUUUUAUUGCUGCUGUUUGUUUUGGACACUCUGUUUAAACCAGCUGAUUGCCCUAAAGUACGGUUCCAAUUCUCAGAACUGCUUUUAUUUUGCAUGUGAGUGCAGCAUCCACUAUCCUGUGGUAUAAAGCUGGCUUUGGUAUGUGCUUGUUGGAAGCUCAGUCAUUUACCAUAUACAGUCAGAGCUCUUCAAUGUAUACUAUCCAGAAGUAGUGAGUUGUUUAAAUUGUUGGUUAUAACAUUUCACCUCUUGACAUGUGUGUGACGUUGUCUUGCCCUAGAAAUGCAGGGCAGGCCGUAAGGUAUGAGUUAAUACAUAAGAUGAAAGAGCUGUAAAUGUAAAACACAGAAUACAUAACCACCGGGAUGCAUCAUUUAGAUUUCCUGACAGUAACAAUUCACUUUCAUCACAGUUAUAAACACAGAGGUUGUGCUACUGGUGGGAAGACAGCUGUGUUGCUGCUUAAUCAUGCUCAUUCCAGUGCAUAUCACUUCUGUCAGCCAGGCUCUAUUUUUGACUGCAGGAGCAAGCUUAGCCAUCAUUAGCAUGAUACUUGUGCCGUAAGGUUAAACAGAGUAGAGAGGCAAUUUGGAGUUGGUUAUGGUUGCCUUGUUUUGUGUGUACUGUGUUACAAUGGUUAAGUUACAAGAGGCCCGGUAUGAAGUUUUUCAAGAAGUGCCUUCUGCCUUACUUUACUGUUUGUUGAAUCUGAACUUCACUGCACCUCCUUGUUUGUGCAUGAGGAAUGGAAUGUAGAAGAGGUGUGACUGGCAUUGGCUUUGGACCUCAGUUUUCAGGUAGGUUUAGGGACAUGAAGGGCAGCAGGAAAGACAUCUGCAAGUACAUCACCUGCCAGAGGGAGACGAAGGAAAACAUGGGAAAAGCUGAGAUAUUAGAUGUCUUUUUUACCUUGGUCUUUUUUGGUAGGAUUUGUUGUCUGGAGUUCCAGACCUUAGAGACUAGUGGGAAAGCCUGGAGCAAUGAAGAUUUAGCCUCAGUAGAGAAGGACAAGGUAAGGUAACUUUUUUUAAAAGUUCGCUGUAAGAAAGUCCAUGGGAACUGAUAGACUGCACCUACGAGUGGUCAGAGCUGAUAUCGUAGCAAAACCACUCUGAAUUGUUUGUGAAAGAUUGAGAGAAUACUCUUCUGGAGGGCUGGAAGAACACAAGUGUUGCUUUUGCCUCCAAGAAGGGCAGGAGGAUCUGGGUAUUUGCAGACUGCUCAGGCACACCUAGACCUCUGGGAAGAUGUUAGAACAAAUUCUCCUAUGAAGCCAUUUCCAAACAUAAGAAAGACACAAAGAUGAUUAGCAAUAGUCAUUGUAGCUUUAGGAAGAGGAAAUCAUGUUUGACCAAGUGGCAGCCUUCUGUGACAAAAUGGCUGGGUUGAUGGAGGAGAAAAGAGAAGUUUGUACUGUUUGACUUUAACAGUGCUUUUGUCAUUGUCUCCCUUAACACCCUCGCCAUGUGGUCUAGCUAAGUAGAGAGGGAAAGGGAUUGCAAAUUGGCUGAAAUGCUGGGCUCCAAGGGGUGUGAGUGGUGACACAAAGGCCAGCUUUAGGCCAAUUAGUGGUGUGCCCUAGGGGUUGCUAGUAGUGUCUGGGCUGUUUAUUUUCUUUAAUACCUGAGAGACGGGAUGCUAUGAACCCUCAGCAAGUUCACAGAUGAUGCAAAGCUGGAAGGAGUGGAUGACACAACAGAUGCCUAUGCUGCCGUUCAGAGGGACCUUGACAGGCUAAAGACAUGGGCUGACAGGAAUCUUAGGUUUAAAAAGGUUCAGCAAAUCUGCUGGAAGGGUGUCUGCAUUCCAGCAUCAUCAUCCCUGUACUUCACUGCUCACCCGUUGCCAGCAGAUUGCUGGUACCCUGCCUUGAGUAGCAUACUGCCAUUUAUGUGUGGUGAUUAGACCAAAAUAUGCAAAAACAGUUUGGAGAGAACUGUCAAAGUCCUGGAGAAGACUGUGAUAACAAAACCAAAAGUUUUAUUUUUAAGGAUAGUUGAAGUGUUGACGAGGUGAUUUUCACAGCUCUGGACAAUUAUUUAAAUGUUACUUGGUAUCAGAGUUCUGUGAGGCAAGGAAUGUGAAAGUGGUUUUGAUCACAGCUUAUUUAAUGGUUUGACCCUUGAAAAUUUGCAGGAUUCCUGCUGUCUAGCCCUGUGUUGCUGAACCCACAGUCUGUACAGUCAUCCCUGCUGCCAAAAGUUGCAUGUGAUUUGUAAGAUAUUUCUUCGUGAAAGCGCAACAUCUUGUCCAGCUGUCCUUAAGUAUUCAAAAUUCAUAUUGUCACUUACAUUACUGUUUGCUGAAGCACCUCUCUUUCAAGAUUGUGUUCCCAGUUCUCAUCUUUUGAAAUCCAUUAGCUGUAGUUAACAGUUGCAAAGAAAUUGGUUGUGAAGAGAUAAAACCUUUGAGGAUGAAGAUUUGGAGCAGACUCUUGAGUUGUCUGUGUUAACAGGUCACCAGAAUAGCUUUAAUAGAAGUGUUGGUGUGUAUGUUAAGCAUCUUGUGUCAUGCCUCAUAAAGCAUUUCGUACAAGAAAUUGGAAUCCACGAGAAGGACUUGAUGAAGGUGAUUGUGAUGGCCAAACUUGCACAAUAAGUAGGAGUGUGUGAAUUCUGAAAGGUUUUCAUGAACCUAAUAAAGGGAAAGUCUAAUAUGACUACAGUUAUCUAAGGUUUGAGCUGGUCUGCUGCAGUGUGUCUUUAUUGUGGUCUGAUACUGUGGCAUCCUUCCAUAGCUUUGUUCCUUUAUGAAUGGUUGUGUAUGAGUUGAAAAGCCAUCAAAAGUUCCUAAAAUAUGGCCAGUCUCUGGAAUGGUGAUACUUGUGAAUGUUGUUUAGCCACAGUACAAAACCAAACCAAGCCCCAAACUUUGAUUAAUGUGAUUAUGCAAAAUAUAAGUGCCAAAGAAUUGGUGCCACUGAUACUUGAUGUAGAUGUUCAUCUAUAGACACAACACUUUUGCAGGCUUCUGUGGUUAACUCUUUACUUCUGUUGGCUUAGCAGAUGUGUCAGAGGAAAGAAUGGAUUUUUAGUCCAUCAGUGAUAGAUGACCAUAUAUAUUAAUUUCAAUAAUGAAGUUGCACAGGUAUUACCAGUUUGUAUGAGAAUGCAGUCUGUUUGGCUGGAGGUGAGCAAAAAAACUCAAUCUCUCCUAGUGUUCUGAAUCUAGAAAUACUGUCCCAGAUGCUUUAUGGGUUCCAAGGUACUGUGUUAUAUCAAAAUGGCAUUCUCAAUCUUUUUUAUAAAUCAAACCUCUGAAGACUUAUAUUUGCUGCAGUAUUUUCAGCUAACAAAUAUACCUAAGUGUCUAUGCAUCAUCAUACUGUAAUCAGCUGCAAUCAGUUUGGUAAUUGCUUAGAUAACCCUUGUAAGGAAUAUGUUAGUAGAAAGGGGUUCCUGUUUUAAUCCUAAUAACGCAAGCUGGAAUGUGUGUUGUCUGCUGGAUUGUUAUUUGAAGUGGAUGCCAGAAAUUCUUAUGAUAAAAUCAGUGAUAAUCAUUAUGCCAGUUUAAGGAGACACCAGCUCCGCCCCAGAAGUUCACAGGAAACAAAAUCUGGAAAAUGUGAUCCAAGAUGAGACUGUGUGUUGGCCCUGGAUUACCUCUCAUGCCAAAUAUGAUUACCCAAAUUCUAAAAGCCUUUCUGCCUGUGUGACCUUAGUUUUGUUUCUUGUCUGUGAAAUUGAUCUUAUAAUUUUGAGAUACUCUUGGCAGGGAAUUGGUAAGAAAAAUAUUUAUACAGUUGCAGCUGUGUGGUUCUUCCUCAUGUAUAUACUUGAUUCCAGAUGUCUAGAUCCAAGCCGGAAUUAAAUGGAGUUGAUUUGCUUUUUUAAAGAGAUGGUAGUCAUGUCCCUGAUGUGUACAGUAGCAUGACUGCAGUGUAGUUUGUUGAAGAUCUUGAAGUGACAGUAGGUGUUUAAACAGAGUUGUUUUCUCAUUUUAAAUAGAGGUAAUUAUGACACAAUGUAAUAUGAGAACCACAGCAUUACAGGCAGGUAAGCAAUCCAGGACUUAAUGAAAAUCUUUGGAUAGACUUUGCUCAGUCUGACCUCACAAACUAACUUUUCACCUAAAGGUUGCUCAGUGCAAUUGAAGCUGAAUAGGAAAAAGACUGAAAAACCAAACAAAUCUGUAACAACUCUUUGAAGGAGGGAUAUUUUUUCAUGUAAGUUUGUACAAAGCCCGAGUAGCAGCUCAUAAUGUAGUGAUGCUUUCUAAAAAAAUACGUUUAUGGAUCUUUUCCAUGUACUAAUAUAUCUCUUUAUUAUCUAAAAUGGCAUCUGUGAUUUAGCAAUACUUCUAGUUUCUGAAAAAUUGAGAUCUCAAUCUUACUUUAUUUUGUAGAAAAUGGUGUUUAUAAAUUGGAAGGAAUGAGUCUAGAGCCUGUAAAUUGUAACAUCUGGUUUAUUCAGUCUGGAUUGUAUGAUUUGCUUUGUCAUUGUGUUAAAAAGUACAGUGUGAAAGUGAGCUUCACUGUUUGAAUUAGGUUUGAAUGGAUGAAAGCUCAGAUUUGAUUCUUUGACUUGGCUUUCUGUUUUGCUGUGUUGCUUGCACAAUUCUCUUUGCUAUUUGAUAAAAUUACAUUCUCUCUCUCAAAAAUUCUUAGCUGUUAACCUUAACCUGAUGUUGAAAUGAGGUGAUGCUUUUUAUCUAAGGUAUGAAAAGCUUGAGCUGGAAAAAAUACUAAGUGUUUGAGAUCUCAUCCUCCAGGCUUAUUUUCCUCCAUAUCUCAGUUUCAAGUGCAAGUAUCUAGAGAUACAAACUAAUUCCUGACACUUAGUGAUUGAACUAAAUAUGAGAGCAGCCUUGUCCAACUCUUUCACUCCAGUAAACAUUGUUUGGGUUUGUAACACUAACCUGAAUUAAGCUUUUGUGUAGUUUUCAGUAGACAUUUUACUUAUAAAAACGUCAAAAUAAUGUUGCUUAUUUGUUCAAUGAUUUCCACUUGCAUAAACUUCAAGAAAAAUGCGGAGAUCACUGUUCAUCUUGGGAGGAAUGGUAGCUAAAUAUAAAGGCCUGAUAAUAAAAACGCAGUAAUACCACAUUUAAAGUAGUCAUUUGAGUAAUUUGGGCCAGUCUUUCUGUUAAUUUUGUGCUUGAGAAAAUAAGACCUGUUGACCAGUAAAAACCAGUAAUUUUACUUAUGGAAGAAAUAGGUGCAAUAUUACCAGUUUAUUUAGGAGCCCUGCAGUUUAUUAUUGACCUAAACAGUUUGUUCUGUAAAGACUUGGUGCCAGUCUUAAGAAAUAUUGAAAAUGAACCUGAUAAAAAUAACUUGUUGACCUUGUUCCUUAUGUCAUGGGCAUCUCCUCAGAAGUUUAGGAGUGCAGUCUUAAAAAAAAAAACACAGUAAAAAACCCCAAAGCAGUAAAUAUCCCAUUUUUUUCCUUAAAUAGGUGCAUACACUUUACUUAGUGAACAGACUUGAAUUAUGUUCACAUAAAUUCCAAAUAUCUAUAUUGGAAGAAAUAGCAAAUAAUUAUUAGCAGUUUUGUUCUGCUGAACCAGUUUCAGGAAACACAUAACUUCAAAAGAGAAUGGAUGUAACAAGGAAAACCUUCACACAAGACCACCACAUGGAGAGCUUUACAAAUACAUUGUUCCUGGUUCCCUGCAGCUGCCAAGUGAACAUGUUCACCAGGAUUUCUGGCGUUGUCAAGGCUUGGUUAGAAAAGCCUCUGUGUUCUUCAACAACAAUUAUUUUGAAAGCCAAAAUAAGUAACCAGCAGAAGUGUAUUUAUUGUCCUAAUCUCCAAAUUUGCACGCUUCUUACUGCUUUCCUGACAGGAUGUUUUGGUGGACAGUGUGUCCCUCCCUUAAGGUCAAGACAGGACAGGGAGUAGAUCUUCACCCUUUGGAACUGGAGCCAUUUUAAACAAUGAUGCACCUUUGAUAUGUGACUGUCUGCAGAGAAGAGGGGUAUUAACUACAGCACUUCCUCAUAUUGUUGUGUACUCAGAAGCACGUCACUAGGAAAGCCUCAAAUCUUUACAAAGUCCACAUUGUAAACUGAACUGUGUGCAAAGCUAUAAUUUAUGAAAACUUAAUUUCUUGAAGACCUUUGUACUGAUUAGUUUAAGACUCUGCCCUUGCUUUGUAGAUACAGUUUUACUCCAUGUGACACAGCUGUUUUAAAUAGCAAGAUAAAUGCUGAGGGAGUUUUUUGGUAGUGUUUGGGUUUGUUUUUCUGUUUAUUUUUUCCCCAAAUCAUGACUCUUAAUUUACAUCCUUCGCAUCUAUAUAGACUGACUUUAGACACCUUUAUAUAGUAGAAUUAGAGCACUGGGUUGAUAGGGAUUUUUAAAUUAUUGUUAUUAUUUUUAAACCAGUUUUCUUGUGAACUAUUUUCUGUGUAGGAGCUAAUUUCUGUCCUUAACAGUGCAGUGAGUUGGUGUUAAGUGAGUGCUGCUUCUGGGUUACUUGUGCUAUUGCUUCUCAUUAUGUAAACUUCUCAGUUUGAAAAAAAUGUGACUUGUUUAAUUUCAGUGGCAUGGAUGUAACAUCUCAAGAACUACUUGACACAAGGAGUGCCAGAGGUAUGGUGCCAGCUGACGCUGAUGGGGCUUACUUGUUCACUGGCCUGCAAACUGAAUUCUGAAGCAGCAGUUUAAUGUGCUUUCCUAGGUGUAGCACUCUGCUUAUGGGGAUAUUGGUCCAAAACAUCUACCCUUAAAGUGUUCUCAAAAAAGCUGAAUUCCAUUUUACUGCUGACACAUAAUGUGUUUUCAGAUGACUGCAAAGGAGCCCACUUUGUAAACUAAAAUUAAAUUAUGAAGGGGACUCUGUGUGUGUGUGCUCUGUGUUGUGGUGGUGGUGGUUUUUUCCCCCAAAGAUCUGAAUGUAAGUCUGAUCUCUGAUUACAGCUCAAAGAGCUGCCAGAAGAUCUACUGUAGUGGUUUGAUAAGUGGUUAGCUCUUCUGGGAGGAGGGUUAGGAAUGAAUAUCAAUUUUCAUAAGAGGUUUGAUUUCUCAUGUUCAAAUAAUAAAAAAGAAAGCUGCUUUAUUCAGGCAGUAGACUCUACUCACCAGAAUGACUGUUGAAACAAAAUCAUUCUUGAUACACAAGCUGUAGAUUUGCUUCAAGGUAGAAAUUUUAAGUAUUGAUAUUUGAUAGGAUAUUAGGAUUUGAUUAGGAAGUGUUUGACUUGCAGAGAACCAAAUGCCAACUUAAGCUAAGUAUGUAGAAUUCUAAUAGAAGAAUAGUAGCAUAAUUAAUAUGAACUAGCGAUUUCAUCAAGGAUUAUUUUAUAAUUCUAAGUAAAUUAGAAAUAGUUUUGCUGCACUCAUGGCAGUUGUAAAGCAAAUCUUUUGCCUUUAAAUGGAAAAAAAGAUGGAAAAAGGAUAGGAGAGGAAAUCAUGGCAGUCUCUUUGGGUUAGAUUUAAUAUUCACAGCAUAGUGAUGUGUUGACUGCUGUGAUGAAAACUUUCUAUUAGUACCUUCAGGGAGAUGGGGAAGAGGGGAUUAGAGCUGUGACUUUCCUACUGAGAGCCUUUAAUUUUGGUUUCUACAGAAAUGAAGAGGACAAUUGUCCACUCCUGAGCCUUCCUGAAUAUAAAUGUGAUGUUGUCUUUUCAUUUACCAUGGGUUCUUUUUCUUUGUUUGUUUUUAGCUAAGAAGUGCUUUCUUUCCUCUGCUGUUUUUAAUGGAACAGAAAAUGGAGAUGAAAAGGCAUGGCUUCUCCUUUAGGCUGGAGUUUGCACAGAGGCUCCUUGCUCUGUUUCUUUUCUGUGUGUGGGUUGUUGAGGACUGGAAUUGGUCAGGGUAGCAGGACAGUGCACCUGGGAAGCUGAGAGGGAAGGGCACAGCAGAGCUGUGCAAGACCAGCGUGCUCACUGUACAAAGUACACACAGUACCAGCCCAAGCUCUUCUCUAACCCACCAUCCCACAGCAGUGGUUUGCACCAGUUUAAUGCUGGUAGCAUUUUCAUACAUGAAUGAAGGGAAGGAGGUAACUGUGGAAGAGCCCAGUGUUACCUUGUGAAACUGUGCAAGUGAGCUGGAAGUCUGGCCCUAGCUCACAUUUUGUUAUUAAUGUUAAGACUUGAUUUUUGUAUUUUGGUUACUUGAAGACUGAUGGAAAGGAUUUUUCUUUCCCUCACUUUUGCCUAUAGGAUAUUUAUCUGAGUGAAGAUGUUCAAAACAUAAUACUUUGGUGUAUGUUUAGAUAGUGAUUGAUGUCGGGGGUGGGUAUUUCCUGAUACUUAAUGAUGGUCCACGAGAGUUAGUCAUCAUUGGCCAGGAAAUACCAACUCCAGAUUAUAUCGAGUUCAAUUAUCUAAAAGAUAUUUCAGUGUCCAUCUGAAUGUGGUACAUCGCCAGAGACAUUAUGUUCAUAAUAGCAUCUUGUUUUUGUGUUUAAUUAUAGAAUUAGUGGCUGUAUGUGGGUUCUGUGUGCUAUAAAUAUGUCAUCUUGAAGUUGCCAUCUCUGCUGCCGCAAGUUUUGGGAAGUGGUCAGGCAGUGUUGCCUAAAAGUCAACUAAAAUUCUAUAACUGCAAGAAUUUCGGAUUCUUAAAUAAAAGAAUUCUCUCCCUCCCUGCCCUUGGCCACCCCAAUUGCCAUCUAUGUAAAUUUUGCAGUAAAUUUUCCCAGUUUUCAGAUUGACAUUAAAACUGCAUCUUUUCAGGUUAAUCAAGUUCCCUUCUACUUUCUAAAUAAGAGUGAUGCUUUACUUUUAGUUCAGUGUACAUGCAUUACUUUGUACUUGGCAUGAUAGAAGUAAGUAAGUUUGCUUAAGAAAAAUCGACAAAAAUGUUAGUAGAAGCUAACAUAUACCACUACCAAACAACCGUGGUAUGUAUAACCUAAUGGGGGCGGGGGGAGGGGGUGUGUGUGUAUAUUUUCUGACAUUAAAAAAAAAAAAAGAAAAGUAUUUCUAAGUAUUUGUAGACCCCCUUUCCAGAGAAACUUAUCCUGGAAAUUUGCUCUAGCCUUUACUAACGAGGUAAACUAUGUUGACUGAAUAUAUUGUAGGAGUUCAAGAGGGGUAAAAGCCACCAGUGACUUCUGUAAUUCACGACUGAAGGGAGAAAACUGAAGGGAAUGUGUUCCUGGCUGCCUCUAUCUCUCUUCUGCCUUUUGGCUUCUUUCCUUCUCAGGACAGGUGAACUUUUCCAGCUCUAAUCUUAUAAAAAACAUAUAUUGGGACUUAGCUGUGUAAUUGUAGGCCUCUAUGCUUCCAUUAAGUAUUAAGCUUCUUUGGAAUAGGCUGAACCUUCCUGCUGUCUAGGCUUGUAACUGUCUUAUUAGCACACCUUGGGAUCUUGUCUGCACAGUUAUUUUUAUAGAUGUGUGCUGAAGAAUAAAGUAGUUUGUCAGUCAUAAAGAAAGACUUGAAUGAGUGAAAGCAGGAUUCACGAAUAACACUAAAUUGGGUUUAUAGGACUAAACACACUACAAGCUGUACAUACCCAAAUGUUUCACUCUGGACCUUACCCUGCUCCUUCUCAGUUGUUUUUUACAAGCUUUCAUAUGUUACUGGUGAGCACAGCUGGAGCUGGCAAAACCUUGCGUAACCUUGAAGAUGGGGAGGAAAUGAGGCAUCUCCAGUGGCCUGUCCCACUGAUGCAAUUGCUCAGGCUUCGCAGAAAAGGCAGGGUGUUGCUGAAGGUUUCACUGAAGUUGUGGUACACAAGUGGAGGACUGUUGUUACCUCCUAAAACUCACUGGUUUUCGUUCUCUGUCACAGAAGGAUGGACUUCAUGGGAUAAACUGCAGGGAUAAAAAAAGGGGUUCAGUAGAUUAUAUUUUUAAUUUUACGUGGAUGUGUCAGUUGCUGCUCUGGUGGAUUGUAGUAAGUGACAGUCACAGUAAGCUGUGCUAGCUUCUCUAGCAGGAUAUAGCUAUUGCUUCUGAUUGAGCUGUCCUAAGGUAUUAGGACUGUAGUAGUUUGUUAAAAUGUUUGCUUUGGAGUCUCAGAACUGAUGCAGGCCCUACCAGAACAUGUGCAAAACAAAGCAGCUGAAGGUGCCUUUGAUUCGUGUACGCUGCUGUGUUUGCAGAGCCCAGUGGGUACCCCAGCUGUAGCCUUUGAGGCCAUGUGCAGAGGGUUUAGGUUUCCCAAAGUGUUUCAGUGUGGCUGACCCACGAUGAAGGCUGUCCAGGCCCUUCCUGUUGCAUGUCAUAUCUGGAUGCCUGUUGUGUGGGGGCGUGGGUGGUGAAGAGAAUUUGCAGGGAGUGUCUCAGGGCAGCCUGUCCAGCGAAGCCUGUGUCACAGCUACAUUCUUGCUUUACCUUCUCUCUCUUGCAGAACUUUACCUUUUCAUGUUCUGAAUUUCGGGGAACUGUAUCAUCUGGAUUUGUCUGUAGUGUAACUGAACAAGUCUGUAUGGGUAGUAAUCUGUGGAGUCCUAAAAACAACAGACUUUUUUUUUUUUUUCAAAUGGACGUGAAAAUCUGAGAAAUGAACAAAUUACGGCAAAGCUUUAGGAGAAAGAAAGAUGUCUAUGUCCCAGAGGCCAGCAGGCCUCAUCAGUGGCAGACGGAUGAAGAAGGAGUUCGUACUGGCAAGUGUAGCUUUCCUGUUAAGUACUUGGGACAUGUUGAAGUGGACGAGUCCAGAGGAAUGCAUAUCUGUGAAGAUGCUGUGAAGAGGCUGAAAUCUCUACCUACAGUAAUAGCGCUCGACUUGUCCCCCCUGUUCCUCCAGGAAAGGAAGUUCUUCAAAGGCUUCUUUGGAAAAUCUGGGAAGAAAGCCGUCAAAGCAGUCCUGUGGGUUUCGGCGGAUGGACUCAGAGUUGUAGAUGAGAAAACAAAGGAUCUUAUAGUUGAUCAGACAAUAGAGAAGGUUUCUUUCUGCGCACCAGACAGGAACUUUGACCGGGCGUUCUCGUACAUCUGCCGGGAUGGCACAACGAGACGCUGGAUCUGCCACUGCUUUAUGGCUGUCAAGGACACGGGGGAAAGGUUGAGUCACGCCGUGGGCUGUGCAUUUGCAGCAUGCCUGGAGCGAAAGCAGAAGCGAGAGAAGGAGUGUGGAGUGACUGCCACCUUUGAUGCCAGCAGAACCACAUUCACUAGAGAGGGGUCAUUCAGGGUCACUACAGCUACUGAACAAGCAGAGAGAGAGGAAAUUAUGAGACAGAUGCCGGAUGCUAAAGCAGUUGAAACAGAAGUGAAAACAGUAGCACCAGGUGCUGCACCAAACAAUACUGCCCCCUCUUCUGGCUCACCAACCUCUCCUACUGCUGAAGUUGCUGCCUCUCUGGAUAAAGAAAUGAGCAACCCCCACGCUAUCCCCCGGCGGCACGCCCCUAUAGAGCAGCUUGCCAGGCAAGGGUCUUUCAGGGGCUUCCCCGCCCUCAGCCAAAAGAUGUCUCCUUUUAAACGCCAGUUGUCUUUGCGAAUAAAUGAGCUGCCUUCAACAGUGCAAAGGAAGACUGAUUUCCCCAUGAAAAACUCAGUCCCAGAGGUAGAAGGGGAAACAGACAGCAUUAGUGCCCUGUGCUCUCAGAUCACCAGUGCUUUCAGCACACCAUCAGAAGAUCCUUUCUCUUCGGCCCCCAUGACAAAACCAGUGACAGUAGUUGCACCACAGUCUCCUGCCUUUCAAGUUAAUGGCACUGCCUCUGCCUUCUGUGUGCUUGCUGCUAAACCAUCCCAAGCUGCUGUAGUGUCCACAGCUAUGCCAGUUCGUGAAACCAAUCCUUGGGCUCAUGCUCCUGCUGCUAAUACUGGAGCUGCAGCCGUGGUCGCUGGCACUGAAUGGAGCAGCACCUCCUCAGGUGCAGCCUCACCGAGUCUCUUCCAAGGAAAUCACAGACGUACUCCCUCAGAGGCAGACCGCUGGUUGGAAGAGGUCUCAAAGACUGUCAGAGCCCAACAGCAGCCAAGCUCAGCCCCAGCCCCACAGCCACUGCUCCAGCCUCCUCCAGCAGCUCCAGCCCCCCAGUCAGCACCAGCCUUCCCAGUCAGCACCUUCAUUGCGCCUCAGCCUGUGCCGGUGGGCGUGGUACCGCCCAUGCAGCCAGCGUUUAUUCCAGCUCAGCCCUAUGCUGUAGCAAAUGGGAUGACCUAUGCAGCCCCAAGCGUCCCUGUGGUUGGGAUCACACCUUCCCAGAUGGUGGCCAACGUCUUUGGUACUGCCAGCCACACUCCAGCGGCCCACCCGCAUCAGUCCCCCAGCCUGGUGAAGCAGCAGCCGGUCCCUCAGUACGACGGCAGCAGCAGCAGCGCCACUGCCAGCCCCUUCUUCCACCCGCCCGCGCAGCACAACGGCUCCGCCGCCUUCAACGGCGUGGAGGGGGGCAAAUGGGCUGCCGAGGACAAGCAUUCGCAGCCGCCCGCCCCGCAGGUCGACCCCUUCGAGGCGCAGUGGGCAGCUCUGGAGGGCAAGGCAAAGCAGCGCACCAACCCCUCCCCCACCAACCCCUUCUCCAGCGACCUACAGAAGACAUUCGAGAUCGAACUUUAAGCGGUCCUGUGGGGGGCGGGUAAUUGUACAUUAGGAUCGAGGGAUAAAGGGAGCAGAGGGACUGUUUCUGAUCAGUUUGCUUUGAUAAUCCCAAAGGUCCCUUCAAACUAAAAUGGGUUAGAAAGAGGGAGCAGUUGUGGGAAGGAUGGAAACACACAGAGAAUUUAAUGUGCAGUUCUUAAAAGGAAUCCUGGAGCCACCCCAGUCUGCAUCCCCUCUUCUCUUGGAAAGCUGGAAGUCAAAUGGAGCAAAGAACAGCACUCAGUCCCAAAGCCUGUUCUGCAGAAACAUCGAUCAUCUCACAGAAAGGAAGGCAGAUGUUUGUACCUGUGUCCUCCUGAUGCCCUGCAAGCCCUGGAUGUUCCCCCUCAGGGAAAAAUUGGGUAGGGUGGGGGGUGGAUAUGGGUGGGAUGUUGUCACCUUAGCCAAAAGCUAGGUUUGUGGAAAAAGUUGAGCUUCCAUUUUGAGUAACAAAGUGAAUAUUAUAUGUAAAGAAUAAAGUAAAGCCAAAAUCUUUAUUUUUAUGCAUUUAGAAUAUUUUAAAUAGUUGGAUAUUAAAAGCUGUAUGAGUUGUAAGUAAUCUUGCCAAAGGUUAAAAAACAAGGGGGUUGGAUGUAAGAAAUUGUACAUAAGAUUGAUUUAUCGCUGAUUCUUAUAGUAAGUAAUAUUGGGGGGGUGGAAAAAGGGGCUCUAGCUUGUUCUUGUAUCUGUUCAUUGUAAGUAGCAUAUUGCAACAACAAUCACAACCAAUAAGUCAUUAUAUCGUAGUUUUAAAUAAAGAAAAUUAAAGAACAGUAUUGUCAUGGUUUGAAAACCAUGGGGAGCAUUUACUGUUUUUUAUUGGAAUCAGUCUACAUAUUCUAUAUAGUAUGGAUUUUUUUCCUUUCAUAUAUUGCUGCAGUUUCUUUGUCUUAAUCUAUUGGUUCUAACACUACUGUGACAAUUUACUGUCAUCAUAUCUACAUCCUGGGGCUGCCUGGGAAACCAUUUUAUGUUUGUCUGUCAAUAGUUCUUAGAGAUUCUUAACUUUGGUUUUAUUUUUUCCCACUGAUUUGUGAAACCUUGUGGUUAAGGCUGCAGCUGGUCCAGGUUCUGCCUCUGGUGACUUGUGAAAACCAUCUCAUUUUAACUUUACUUUUAAACUUUGGCCUUACAAGCAAAUGUAAGUUAUAUAUAUUUGUACUGAUGAUUUAUAAUCUGCUUUAACAGAAAUAAAUGUUGGUGGUAGAA
Molecule: messenger RNA, 17263 nt
Organism: Sturnus vulgaris (Common starling)
Lineage: Eukaryota; Metazoa; Chordata; Aves; Passeriformes; Sturnidae
Source: RefSeq, a predicted model, not a curated record